This is a messenger RNA of Misgurnus anguillicaudatus (oriental weatherfish), 783 nucleotides long. NCBI's taxonomy places the organism in Eukaryota, Metazoa, Chordata, Actinopteri, Cypriniformes, Cobitidae. The record is from RefSeq and is a predicted model, not a curated record.
UGUGGCAAAGAUUUAAUUUGUGAAAUUUGCUAAGCGGUGUCUAAAUGUCCUCAAAAAGGAGUUGAGACGCCGGUGGACCUCUAUCCUGUAUCAUGUGUGUGGUGUUCACCGAUGGGAAGAAAAAGUACAGGUGUUACCAUGACGACCUCAUCGAUGACCAACAAAUAAGAAAGAAAUGGUUGAAGAAGGGGUCUGCUGCCUGGAAUGCUCUCAAGGCUGUCGUACUAGAUAAAAAUCUCUUGAGGGUCUUCAGUCAGUUGACUUUAUUCAAGCAUACCAGAACACUGUUGAAGUACUUUGGAGCACAACCAACUCUACCCGCCCCUGAUGUUUCAUCAAGUGUCAGUGCCUCCACAGCUGAUGAUGCAGCAGGUUCAUCCACUGCGGAGUUACAAGCACCUGAAAGCGAGGAGCAGUUACAAGCACUUACAUUUACUGAUACAUCGGUUUCAACUUCAGCCGGCAUGACAGGUCCUUCUACAUCUGCACCCACUGCUAUAGAUUUCCCAUCAACUCCCUCAACAAGCUCCAGCUAUCAAGACAGAUCUACAGCUCCUCCAAUUGACCAAGUAGAAUGGUCUGAAUUCCUGUCAGACUCAAAAAGGACUGAUCUGGUAAGAAGAGGGCCAGUGCCAAUAAGUGACACCUUCACCUUCCCCAAAAAAUCAGAUGGACGAAGCUUUCACUACACUCUAAAAAACAAUGGGUAGUUGGGUUAAUAAUUUUAACCCAGCCAAUGGGUUGUUUUUUCUACCCAAAACUUGGGUUAUUUUUUACUAAAAU